This is a messenger RNA of Penicillium macrosclerotiorum, 471 nucleotides long. RefSeq lists its product as uncharacterized. Gene Ontology annotation, molecular function: transcription cis-regulatory region binding; DNA-binding transcription factor activity. NCBI's taxonomy places the organism in Eukaryota, Fungi, Ascomycota, Eurotiomycetes, Eurotiales, Aspergillaceae. Gene Ontology annotation, cellular component: nucleus. The transcript has a single exon. Bases 1 to 471 code for a protein of 156 amino acids. The record is from RefSeq and is a predicted model, not a curated record. Gene Ontology annotation, biological process: positive regulation of transcription by RNA polymerase II.
AUGCAGCUUGUCGAGGAGCUUGAGCAAUGGUACCAAGACCGCCCGCAAGGGUUUCAGCCCAUGCUGGAACUUGAAGUUGAUGAUCAGGCCGUCGACCAGCGGCAAAGCUUUCCCAUUGUACUUUUCGCCAAUGGGGCCGGGGUUUUCGCCAACCAGCUAUAUCAUACUGCCAUGUUGCUCCUAUUACAUAGCCGGCCACGAACGGCGUGUAUUGCCGAGUUCCCUUCCGCGACAAUGUCCUCCCUUUGGCAUGCGCAACGGAUCUGCAGCAUCGCCAUUAAUAAUGAAAGACGGGAAUGCUGGGACCCCUGCCUUCUAGCAUCUUUUCUUGUGGCGGCUCGUCGCAUGACCCACGAAUCACAGCAGCAGGAAAUUUUGCGAGGGAUUGAGCGUAUCCGCAGAGUGACUGGAUGGGAUGCUAGCGACCUAGUUUGUGAUCUUCAAGCGGAGUGGGGCUUGCUUGAGACGUAG